AUGUGGCGGAAAACAGUUCAUUCGCAAUGGCUUGAACCGUGUAAAAGUCGUAACAAGAUAUCUGUAGGUGAACCUGCAGAUGGAUCAUCGCUAAAACCACCACAAAACAAACUCAUCGUUAUGGUUAUGUGA
Messenger RNA from Angiostrongylus costaricensis, 132 nucleotides. The record is from the annotation of a GenBank genome assembly. Lineage: Eukaryota; Metazoa; Nematoda; Chromadorea; Rhabditida; Metastrongylidae.